CCGCGCUGGACCACUCACGUUGCACUGAUCGAUCAUUAUAAUGAGCCUACACCUUCCACCCAAACGCGAUGCCAGUGUUGAUUCCGAGAGCCUCGAUGAAUCUUCGCAUGAGCUGAGCUCUUUCCGCCGACUCUCGCAGCUGUCUACGAUUGCCAAGUCAGCCAUGUCGCUCAACGAGAUCUACAGCGUCGAGAUCAGCAGUACUUACGAGAGCGAAGACGCCACAAUCUAUGUCGUCAAUGUGUUCCUACGCACAACGCAAAAAGGUUUGCCCACUGUGGAGACACUAGACCAACGUCGUCGCCGCCUACGGCGGGAGUACAAGGGACUAACACCAGACUACCAGGUCGAGCACCGAUAUUCCGACUUUCGUGCUAUGGUCAAGAGCAUUUCGGAUGUGGUAAAUGAUCACGACCAUUUCCGCUUCUGCGCGUACUGUAGUCGCGUUGGCAUCAUCGAGUCUGCCGCGGGUUUCCCGCCUCGAGUCCCGAACCGCGGCCCUCUCGCGGCAGGCUGGCGGCAAUUGCUGACGCGGAUCCGGAAACACCGCCUCGAGCGCUUCAUGAACCAGCUUCUCAAGGCUUCGAAGGAUAUGUCGUACCGUACCAGCGCUACCAGCCAUUGCGGCCGGUUCCUGGUCGUUUCGCAGAUUUUGAACAGCUUCCUCUCACAGCGUGAGGAUGCAAAAGUAUCGGAUGUUGCUAUCGAAGCAAGAUAAUAUUUGCAUACCACAUUUGGCCACCGCAUAAGCUCAAUGACACUCAAUUAUUUGCUAUGUCUCAGGUGAACUAUUACUUGUUACUGUAGUUCGCUACUGAUGGUGUUCAUCACAUCACAGCUUGGCGUCCGUCCUCUGCCACGCGCGUGCGGUCUUCUCCAUCAGCAGUCGAUGAACUCGCUCAUUUUGCUCAGCAUUUUGAAGUUUCCGC
Phytophthora nicotianae INRA-310 is the source of this 929-nucleotide messenger RNA. RefSeq lists its product as hypothetical. Gene Ontology annotation, molecular function: phosphatidylinositol binding. The record is from RefSeq and is a predicted model, not a curated record. Bases 41 to 718 code for a protein of 225 amino acids. NCBI's taxonomy places the organism in Eukaryota, Oomycota, Peronosporomycetes, Peronosporales, Peronosporaceae. The transcript has a single exon.